AUGCAUAAUGGCGUGUUAACACGGGCGAUUAUCGAGCUGGACCGCACCCAGCUUCCUGCCAAAGCUACCUUCCUGCUCAGCGACCUGGGAAAGCUUCAGGCGGGCUGGGACUGGCAACAGAAAGUGGAUGAACACAGAGACAGUCGGAAAGCUCUAGAACUGCUCACCCAAGUGACGGAAAGGGACGCCCUUGUCUUUUGCCUGUGUAUCAGCUCAGGGAAUACCAUCCCUCUGGUUUCUAGACUUGCUUUAUCUUUACUCUAUGGUCCCCAAGGGUCAUAUCACAGGAUCGGAGAAGUCCCAGCUCAGAAAGUCAAAGCUGACCUUAAAGGACAAUUGAAUGCCACUCUGAAGAUUCAGAUGGAGAAACAGGUGGGAGGAGGUGACCAGUUGCAGGUUUUGGAUGUUUUUCAUGUGACUUCUGAAUUGGAGCUCAUGGAUACUGGAACAAAGAGAUUUCUGAACCUUGAGGAGAGAAGGCUUGAUGAAGACAUCUAUUCAGAACUGAGUAUUACAAUCCUUCUCCACAUGAGACCAGUGUUCCGGGCACUGGCUCCUCAUCUCACUCAGGUCUAUGCCAAAGAUGUAAAAUUUGAUGUGGAUGCUGGAGCCUUAAUGCUUCAAGGUGUAGACCUUUUAGCCGAUGCUGUAGCUGUUACAAUGGGGCCAAAGGGAAGAGCAGCGAUUAUUGAACUGAGUUGGGGAAGUCCCAAAGUAACAAAAGAUGGGGUCACUGUCUCAAAGUCAAUUGAUUUAAAGGAUAAAUACAAAAAUAUCAGAGCUAAACCUGUUCAGGAUGUUGCCAGCAACACAAACGAAGAGACUGGGGAUGGCACUGCUACUGCCACUGUUCUGGCAUGCUCUAUUGCCAACGAGGGAUUUGAGAAGAUCAGCAAAGGGGCUAACCCAGUGGAAAAGAGAGGUGUGAUGUUGGCUGUUGAUGCUAUAAUUGAUGAACUUAAGAAACAAGCUAAACCUGUGACAACCCCUGAAGAAAUUGCUCAGGUUGCUGCAAUUUCUGCACAUGGAGACAAAGACACUGGGAACAUAAUUUCUGAUGCAAUGAAAAAGGUUGGAGGGAAGAGGGUCAUCACAGGGAAGGAUGGAAAAACCCUGAAUGAUGAGCUAGAAAUUAUUGAAGGCAUGAAGCUUAAUAAAGGAUGUAUUUCCUUGUAUUUUAUUAACACAUCAAAAGGUCAAAAGUGUGAAUUCCAAGAUGCCUAUGUCUUGUUGAGUGAAAAGAAAAUUUGUAGCGUUCAGUCCAUUGUGCCUGCUCUUGAAAUUGUUAAUGCUCAUCAGAAGCCCUUGGUUAUAAUCGCAGAAGAUGUUGAUGGAGAAACUCUAAGCACACUGGUUUUGAACAGGCCAAAAGUUGGUCCUCAGGUUGUAGCAGUCAAGGCUCCAGGGUUUGGGGACAAUAAUAAGAACCAGCUUAAAGAUACUGGUGGUGUGGUGUUUGAAGAAGAGGGGUUGAAUCUACAUCUUGAAGAAGUUCAAACUCAUGACUUAGGAAAAGUUGGAGAGGUCAUUGUCACCAAAGAUGAUGCCAUGCUUUUGAAAGGAAAAGGUGACAAAACUCACAUUGAAAAACGCAUUCAAGAAAUCGCUGAGCAGCUAGACAUCACAACUAGUGACUAUGAAAAGUAAAAGCUGAACGAACGACUUGCUAAACUUUCAGAUGGAAUAGCUGUGCUGAAGGUUGGAGGGACAAAUGAUGUUGAAGUGAAUGAGAAGAAAGACAGAGUUACAGAUGCUCUCAAUGUUACAAGAGCAGCUGUUGAAGAAGGCAUUGUUCUAGGAUGGAGUUGUGCUCUGCUUCGGUGCAUCCCAGCCUUGGAUUCACCAAAGCCUGCUAACAAAGAUCAGAAAAUAGGUAUAGGAAUUAUUAAAAGAGCACUUGAAAUUCCUCUGAUGACGAUUGCUAAGAAUGCAGGUGCUGAAGGAACUUUGAUAGUUGAGAAAAUUCUGCAGAUUUCCUCAGAAGUUGGUUAUGACGCCAUGCUUGGAGAUUUUGUGAACAUGGGAAAGGGAAUCAUUGAUCCACCAAAGGUUGUAAGAACUGACUUACUGGAUGCUGCUGGGAUGGCCUCCUUGCUAAAUAGGGCCGAAGCUGUAGUGACAGAAAUUCCUAAAGAAGAGAAGGACCCUGGAAUGGGUGCAAUGGGUGGGAUGGGAGGGGGGAUGGAAGGUUCUAACUCCUAG
Messenger RNA from Mus pahari (shrew mouse), 2202 nucleotides. Its product is annotated as 60 kDa heat shock protein, mitochondrial-like. NCBI's taxonomy places the organism in Eukaryota, Metazoa, Chordata, Mammalia, Rodentia, Muridae. The record is from RefSeq and is a predicted model, not a curated record. Gene Ontology annotation, molecular function: ATP-dependent protein folding chaperone; ATP binding; protein-folding chaperone binding. Gene Ontology annotation, cellular component: mitochondrial inner membrane; mitochondrial matrix. Gene Ontology annotation, biological process: mitochondrial unfolded protein response; protein import into mitochondrial intermembrane space; protein refolding.